This is a messenger RNA of Caenorhabditis briggsae, 474 nucleotides long. Lineage: Eukaryota; Metazoa; Nematoda; Chromadorea; Rhabditida; Rhabditidae. The transcript is spliced from 2 exons. The record is from RefSeq and is a predicted model, not a curated record. Bases 1 to 474 code for a protein of 157 amino acids.
AUGGAACCUGAAAAGAAGGCCAGAAAACCUGACGAUUCCAAACAAAGGACCCAGGACCCAGGACCCAGGACCCAGGACCCAGGACCCAGGACCCAGGACCCAGGACCCAGGACCCAGGACCCAGGACCCAGGACCCAGGACCCAGGACCCAGGACCCAGGACCCAGGACCCAGGACCCAGGACCCAGGACCCAGGACCCAGGACCCAGGACCCAGGACCCAGGACCCAGGACCCAGGACCCAGGACCCAGGACCCAGGACCCAGGACCCAGGACCCAGGACCCAGGACCCAGGACCCAGGACCCAGGACCCAGGACCCAGGACCCAGGACCCAGGACCCAGGACCCAGGACCCAGGACCCAGGGACUUUUCCAAAAUUGAAUCCCAAAAAUUCAGAAAUUCAGAAUUUUCGAACAUCUUCAAAACACCGAACUCACCUGUUCGUUUGAAAUCUAAUUUAAAUAAAUUCACAUGA